Messenger RNA from Phanerochaete carnosa HHB-10118-sp, 1207 nucleotides. RefSeq lists its product as uncharacterized. The transcript is spliced from 19 exons. The record is from RefSeq and is a predicted model, not a curated record. Bases 30 to 1055 code for a protein of 341 amino acids. NCBI's taxonomy places the organism in Eukaryota, Fungi, Basidiomycota, Agaricomycetes, Polyporales, Phanerochaetaceae.
CUAUACCGCCCCCUCCCCCAUUGCUCGUCAUGGACUCCAGCGCCGCCGCGUCGUCCGCCGUCGCCGCUGCUGCUGCCGCCUCCGCUUCCGCCGCCUCCGCCGCUGCUGCCGCUGCCGCUGAGGCUCAAGCACUUCAAGCUGCCAUGGAGGCCGCCAUUCAACAAAUCAAGAAUCUUCUUAGCCCGCUGCUAAUCUUGGUCUGCAUUGCAUUCAUAUUUUUUGGCAUAUUUUCCGCCCAGGUCUAUUCGUAUUGGUUUGCAUACGAGUACGAUGGGACUGUCCUGCGGACGUUUGUUGCAGUGCUAUGGGGUUUGGAACUGUUUCAUACUAUAUUCUGUUUCCACAUGCUCUACACCUACUUUGUCGGCGACAUCGGAGCUCCUAUAAACGCGGCGACGAUCGAGUGCGCCCGCUUCGAUUUAUGCGGAGGUGAUUAUAGCGGCCUCAUCGCAAGGAUACUUCAUCCAUCGUCUCUGGGCAUUGAGUCACAAGAACUGGCUAUCCUUCUACUGGCCCGUGUUGCCACCAGUUUUGCUACUGCUGUCUUCCUCGUCAAGUUUCCCGCUUGGGCCCAGUUCCACGCAGAACUCUCGUCAAAGACUACGACCGACGUUGGUCUGGUGCUCGCCGCCUUGGUCGACAUCAUCGUCACCUGUCUGCUUGCCUUCUAUCUGCGCCAGCAGAAGUCUGCCUUCCGUCGGACACAGCACAUGAUGCAGCGUAUGAUGUUCUACACCAUCAACACUGGUGCAGUUACCAUGUGCUGCUCCAUCGCCGCGUUGUUCAUGUUCAACCUCAUUCCAACGAGCCUGUUGUUUGGCGGCAUGGUGGAGCUCCAGUCGAAGCUCUACGCCAACUCGGUCUUGGCCAUGUUAAACAUGCGGAAGCAUCUCAGGACCAAAAUCGGCGAAAGUUCGAACUCUAUUCCGCUCCACUUUACCAGCCAGGAGAGUCGAGGGACGACUGACGUUAUCAACACCAGCAGCCUCCGCAUCGACAUCCACAAGGACGUCGUCAACGAUCGCGAGGCGAAUCCCAUCAAGUCCGAGUUGUGAGGCCGUCAAUGCUAGGAUCAUGCGGUGAACGACCUCGUUCCAACAACAGACGAGUGGGCAGAGGCGCGGUGAUCAUACUUCAAAUCUAGAAAUAUGGCCCAUUUCGGUAUGAAACAGGCAACAUAUUCUGUUCAAAACAUGGGAACAUAUUU